CGUCGCCGUCGACACCAUACGCCGGCCGAUGUAAACGUAGUUGCGCGGGCGCAGGCUUUGGUCAGUCUGUCAAUAUAUUAUCAAAAAGUGAUAGUGUCUAUGCAAAUAAAAAUUCAGUUACUAAAACAAUUUUAACGUGGGAAUGAAGGAAAAUAGGCAGAUGUUUACAGUCAUCGACAGUGAUGUAUACUUUAUAAGAGAGGAGGAAGUGAAAACGCCUUCGAACGUGAUUCCUACGAUCAAUAUCGACAAUAUUGAUAAAGAGGAAGAACGUGUCAAGAAAAAAACAUGGUUAAAAAGCGCGACGCCGGCUAUUGUACAUUAUAUUACUUUGUUCAUAAUAGGAUUGUGUGCCUGGGGUACAUUAUGGUGCGUUUGGGGCGAUGGUUGGGGUGUGAACGGCAACUGGUUUCGGAUUGCUGUCGUUGGCGUCGUGGCCUGGGCUAGUGGUCAAGUGUUUCAAGAGAUCACAACCUUACCUCCACUGCUUGCUGCUCUCUUUACGGGUAUAAUCGCGAGGCAGUUUGGUUUCCUGGACAUGCGACACCAUGCAGAAAUCGAUGUUUUCCUGAGGAAAAUAUAUCCAGUAAUAAUAUUAGGCAAAGGAUCUCUAGCUUGGAAUGUAAAUUACAUGAAAAGAAAUUGGCGUCAAAUUAUACUUUUGGGAACUGUGCCUUGGACUACGGAGGUGGUGGUUCUUACUGUUUGUGUACAUUACUUUCUUGGCUUCCCUUGGUUGUGGGGUAUACUUCUAGGGUCAAUGUAUGCAUCUGUGUCGUGUCCAGUGACAAUGCCGUCUGUAAUCAAACACGGGAAGCUCGCAAAAGGUGCUGUGGAAUGGCCACAACUCAUUUGUACCGCCGGAGGGCUCGAUACCGCCCUCAGUGUUGGAGUGUAUGGUAUCACAUAUACGUAUAUGUUCACUAACGAGGAGAGUGACGUGUAUAGAUUAGUUAAGGCGGGUCUGACUUUGUUCGUCGGGGCAGCGCUGGGCAUCGUGUGGGGCACGCUCGCCAAAUUGGUGCCCGAUUCCCGGGAUUAUUAUGUUACCGAACUACGUGUUCUGUUCGUACUAAUCGGGGGCUUUUUCGGGAACUAUUUCACGGGGGCCAUAGGAUGGGGCGGCACUGGUGGGGUAGCAGUGUUGGCGUGUAACGCUACGGCGGCUUCGCAUUGGGUAAAAAAAGGAUGGAAACUUAAUCAAAACCCAGCUGCGACCGUCUAUAGAAUCUUGUGGUCAGGUUUGGAGCCUCUCGUCUUUGCGUAUACAGGGACAUUUUUCGUGAUUCAUCAUAGUAUUUCAAAAACGAUGCUAGUGGGAUUAGGAAUCUUAUUCUUAUGUCUGACGAUAAGACUGCUAAUUGCUUACCUUAUGUGUUGGAAUUUAAAGUUAAAAGAAAAAUUGUAUGUUUGUUGCACCUGGAUACCCAAAUCUGUUGUUGAGGCUGUACUUUGCCCUCUCACGAUAAGCACAAUAAAUAUGUCUCAAGGAUCUCAUACUGAUGAGCUGGUGUAUGCUGAAGAUCUCAUGCGGCUUGUGGUACAGGCUAUUAUCAUAACAACUCCAAUUGGUUUUCUGUUGACUGAUAAAUUAGGACCCUUAUUAUUGACAGAGAGUGCAAAAAAUGUUGAGCAUGAUCCAAAGCACUACAGAAGAAAAUCGAACCCGGAACCUGUGAAGGAAAUAUAGCUAAAUAUAGCGUGAUCAUGUAAUAUAGCUUUAAUAGUGAUAAAAUAUUAUAAGUUAACUUGUAAUAAAAUUAAUAUAAAAC
Molecule: messenger RNA, 1772 nt
Organism: Colias croceus (clouded yellow)
Lineage: Eukaryota; Metazoa; Arthropoda; Insecta; Lepidoptera; Pieridae
Product: sodium/hydrogen exchanger 9B1-like
Exons: 11
Coding region: 143-1690 (515 amino acids)
Biological process (GO): proton transmembrane transport
Cellular component (GO): membrane
Molecular function (GO): antiporter activity
Source: RefSeq, a predicted model, not a curated record